AUGAUAACACAAGGUAGAGUCCGUUAUCUCACCGUUUACAUCAUACUGUCGUCAUUGCUCUACGCAGAAGCUGCACAUUCGUCUUCCAAUAACCAAAAUAUGGCAAAUCCAAUACCUUUCUCCACGGUUAUUAAACUGAUCAAAUACGUCGCUGAUGAUUUGGAGCUUAUAUACAAUAUUUUAAAAGAGGUUGAUGAAACAAAUAAAUCAUCCGCAGAUAAGCAUAGGUAUUUCCUUGUAAUGAAAAAACUUCAUGGAAUUGCGGUUCGUUCGAAGAUCUUAUUCGAAAAAUGUGUGAAAGGAAAAGGAAUGGUUCGCAUCCGAAAUUUUCUCUCCGCAAGACCCAUCAAGAAAGAAUUAGAAAAAAUACAAUCGGAAAUACCACUUGCAAUCAGCAUGUUAUCUUUGGUCUUCCAUGUCAAACAAAACUUUGGUCGUACUCGAGGUGGUCUACCAAUUCCGAAAGCUGAUGAAUCAGUAUUUGACAACGAAGAUGAACAAACUACCGAAGGAGACUAUGCCGAAUACUAUUUAGACGAUGAUACUGAAGAUGAAUAA
This is a messenger RNA of Adineta ricciae, 558 nucleotides long. NCBI's taxonomy places the organism in Eukaryota, Metazoa, Rotifera, Eurotatoria, Adinetida, Adinetidae. The record is from the annotation of a GenBank genome assembly.